Messenger RNA from Thelazia callipaeda (thelaziosis nematode), 1176 nucleotides. NCBI's taxonomy places the organism in Eukaryota, Metazoa, Nematoda, Chromadorea, Rhabditida, Thelaziidae. The record is from the annotation of a GenBank genome assembly.
AUGGUUGAUGAAAAAAGUUAUUUGCUCGUUGGUGGCCUCACUUAUUUAGGUUUAAAUAUGGCGGAUUAUUUGUUGAAAAAAGAUUCAAACAUAAAAUUAACAAUUCUUGACUUGAUUGACAAAGAAAACUAUACUUAUGUCACACAAAUUGCACAGAAAUUUAAACCACCGAAAUUUUCGAUGUAUAGAGGAAGUGGCGCGAAUGCUGAAUUAGUUAAAAAAGUGUUAACGGAACAGCAGAUCAGUAUCGUAUUAUACAAUGCAUGGAAUAGCAGUGCUGAACUAGCUGCUCAACGAUCAGAUCACCCAGAUUGUUUUCGACAAACAUUAUCUACUCUUACACAGUUUCUCGAAGUUCUUCGCCAUUACAAAAGUUUAUCAAAAUUCAUCCUUAUCAGUUCGGAAGAAGUUUAUGGCAAGCAGAAGCCAAGAACUGAAACAACUGCGACGAAGCCAGGAACUUUGAAAGGAGCAGCGAUUAGUGCUUGUGAAGCAGUACUUCACUCUUAUUUUAUCAGUUACCGCAUACCUAUGAAUAUUGUUCGGUUGUCACCUGUGGUGUAUGGUAAUGUGAUGGAUGAUAUAAUACUGAAGCAGAUUGGAUAUGAUGAUGUGGAAAGAUUAAUACCAUGGAGUAUGAUACAUAUGGAAGAUGCAUUAGACGGUAUAAAUGAUUGUUUGAAAAGUGGGAAACUUGGUGAAGUAUAUAAUAUUGGAGGUCAAAUCGAUUGCCCUAAUGGUCUUGAUAUUAGAGGAUUUAUCCAAAAGAGAAUUAAGAAUGAACCAACUGAACAAAUCAAUUCCCCUGCGUCGAUAAUGUCAUCGUUGAAAGCUGAAAGUGUAUUGCAAUGGAAAGCGAAAUUCCAUUUUUUCAAAGGUAUUUAUCCGGUAUCGUACAAAAUGCACAAUAUUUGCCGUGAUGUAGUGAGUGAAAUAUUAAUGCCGCGUAAAAUCCUUAUUUACGGUACCAAGAAAAUUUUGCAAUACUGCAGUCACUUUAUAACUACUAAGGAAUUCCGUCAAUCUGGUUUGUCCGACCGUGGGGAAUUUAUAAUUAGCAAGCAUCCAUUUGAUUCACAGCACGCUGACACUAGUGAAAUAAUUGAAGUGUCCCCAAGCGACAUCAUUUACAUCAAUGCGCUUCACCCUUCAGAAGGUUAUUUCACAUGUAAUUAA